Messenger RNA from Solanum dulcamara, 318 nucleotides. RefSeq names its product cyclin-dependent protein kinase inhibitor SMR8-like. Bases 1 to 318 code for a protein of 105 amino acids. The transcript has a single exon. The record is from RefSeq and is a predicted model, not a curated record. NCBI's taxonomy places the organism in Eukaryota, Viridiplantae, Streptophyta, Magnoliopsida, Solanales, Solanaceae.
AUGGGAGUUGGAGAAAAGUGUUGUAAUAAACAACAAAUUAUGGAUGGAAUAGUUGAGUCAUCAUCAGAAGGUAAAAGAUGGAUUAUUGCAUUGAGGAGGCCAAUGAAGCCCAUAUUGACCAAGGCAACAUGGGAGAAGAAGAACGAUGAUGAUGAAGAAGAGUAUUGCUCCACAACACCAACUUCAGAGGAAUCAACAUUCACAUGUCCUCCACCAGCUCCAAAGAAAAGAAAAUCUUCUUCAAGAUGCCAUCACUUUAAGGAGUUUUUUAAUCCUCCAGACUUGGAUUCUGUUUUCAUACGCCGAGUUGAGACUUGA